This is a messenger RNA of Cooperia oncophora, 519 nucleotides long. Lineage: Eukaryota; Metazoa; Nematoda; Chromadorea; Rhabditida; Trichostrongylidae. The record is from the annotation of a GenBank genome assembly.
AUGAAAACUGAAGAAGCCAAAAGUCCGAAUAUCUCGAAGCAGGCCAUCAAGAAGAAAGUUGUGGCAUUUUACUACGAGAUUCGAGCUACUUUAUCACGUUUUAUCUGCAAAAUAUGUGGUUAUCUCCUUUUCAAGGUAUUCCGCCGCCUGAUGACUCGUUUGUUGAUCAGCCCACUGCAGAUGAAACGAAUUGUUGAAGCGGAAAAAACGGGUAUACCACUUGUCUACCUUCCCCUUCACCGGUCUCAUCUUGAUUAUCUCUUAAUCACUUGGACUGCGUGGCACUUUGGUCUUCGAUUGCCCCAUAUUGCUUCCGGUGAUAACCUAAACCUCAGCGGUCUUGGCUGGCUUCUGCGAUCUACUGGAGCGUUUUUCAUUCGAAGGCGCACAGAUGAACACGAUGAAGGGGGAAAAGAUGCCUGCUAUCGGUGGGUUUACAUCACUGUUUAUAAUACCCAUGCCUACCGGUUGCUACCCGUCCUUACUCCUGUGGUAGCGGAAGAAGGAUGGACAUUAUAG